Molecule: messenger RNA, 1320 nt
Organism: Trichoplusia ni (cabbage looper)
Lineage: Eukaryota; Metazoa; Arthropoda; Insecta; Lepidoptera; Noctuidae
Exons: 2
Coding region: 22-1320 (432 amino acids)
Source: RefSeq, a predicted model, not a curated record
AGAAAGUUUGUGUCAUACAUAAUGGAAUCAGGAUUUACCAAAGCAAACAGCAGUAAUUUGCCCAAAAUUGACGCCAUUAUGCUUGGAAAUUUUUUCGCAUUCAACGCCGACUUUUGCUCAUCGGAAUUCCGCAACGUUAAAACUUCUAUGUCAUCGCGAGCUUCAUAUGGAGAUGAUGCUAUAAGCUAUGUGCAGCUUCAGCGUGACGGCAAAGUGUGCAUUAUUAAGUGCAAAAUCUGUCCUGAGCACAAAGUUCAUGCGAAGCUGUAUAGAUGCACGCUAGUUGUUGAUGAAGAAGAGGAAAUUGUUCUAUCUGUGCAAUGUGAAGACUGUGUAGCUUCACAGGGUGGUUGUAAGCACGCAAUAGCUUUUCUAAUGUGGGUUCAUCGCCGAAGUGAGGAACCCUCAUGUACUUCAGUUGAAUGUUACUGGAAGAAAUCCAAACUAUCAAGAGUUGGUAGUAGUCUUAAAUAUAUGACGGCAAAAGAUUUAUCCAAGGGCAACCCUCUUUUACAACCAAAUUCGUCCGUUGUGCAGAAGUUUUUAGAAGAAGGAAAGAGGAGGAAAAUUCAGGAUUGUGAACUUCUUAAGUAUCAACCCACACAUAGUGUAUGUGAAAUAGAAGCUGUCUCAAUGCAUCAACUUGUGUGUAAGUUUAAAGAGAAGUGUGUUGAAGAAUUCUUAAAAAAAGUUGAAAUAUCUGCAUCUGUAAUAAAAAAAGUAGAAGAGGAAACAAGGGAGCAAUCCAAAAGCCGACUUUGGUAUGAGCUGCGGUAUGGACGAAUAACCGCAUCUAGAGGUUUUGAGGUUAGCCGCUGUAAAACAAAUGAUGGCACACUUGUAGCUCUCAUAUUAGGUGCAAAAAUACCAGACACUACAUCAAUGAAACGUGGUCGUAUGCUAGAAGAUGAAGUAAGAAAAUCUGUGGAGAAAAAACUUAAUAAAAAGAUAAAUAAGUGUGGACUGGUAUUGAACUCAACCUAUCCUAUGAUUGCUGGUUCACCAGAUGGUAUAUUUGAAGAUGGCAUAAUAGAAAUUAAAUGUCCCAAUACUAUAAAAACAUAUAAAACUUAUAUUAAAAAUGGUGAACCCACAGAAAAAUAUAAUACUCAAAUGCAAUUACAAAUGUUUCUAACAGGAAAGAAAAACUGCUUCUUCUGUGUAGCUGAUCCGGGUUAUUGCAAAAAUAAAAAAGUUGAGAUAUUAAGUGUACAAUAUGAUCCUAUAUAUAUAGAAAAUUUAAUCAAAGUUAAGUUGUUGGAGUUUUGGAAGAUUAAUAUUUAUCCUUUAUUAUUUAAUAGUAUUACUAGUAGUGUAUAA